This is a messenger RNA of Rhodotorula graminis WP1, 1395 nucleotides long. RefSeq lists its product as uncharacterized. Lineage: Eukaryota; Fungi; Basidiomycota; Microbotryomycetes; Sporidiobolales; Sporidiobolaceae. The record is from RefSeq and is a predicted model, not a curated record. Bases 1 to 1395 code for a protein of 464 amino acids. The transcript is spliced from 5 exons. Gene Ontology annotation, biological process: secondary metabolite biosynthetic process.
AUGGCCUCGGCUCCACCACCGCUCCCCGACCUCGACCCGCUCGACAAGUUGUCGCCCUACCUCACCCGCAUCCUCGGCCAGAAUCCGGGCAAGUUCACUCUCCAGGGCACCAACUCGUACCUCGUCCACCACCCACGCUCGCCCUCGCUCCUCCUCGUCGACACGACCGGCCCCUCGUCCUCGUCCCCUCUCGCCCCCUCGGCCCUCACCACCUACACGGCGCACCUCGCCUCGGCCCUCGCGCAGCACCCGACCCAGCCCGCCCGCGUGACCGACGUCGUCCUCACCCACUGGCACGGCGACCACGUGCGCGCCCUCGCCCACACGCUCGAGGCCCUCGCACGCGCACGCGAGGGCGGCGCACCGCCGAGGGUGUGGAAGGUGCCCUGCGCGGCGGCGGGCGACGACGCCAAGGGCGUGUGGGCGUCCGAGCGCGGCAAGGACGCCGAGAUUGAGCAAGAGCUCGAGCGCGCCGUGCGCGAGGGGUGGGUCGAGCCGGCGCAGGGUGUGGCGCGCGAGGGCGAGGACGAGGGCGACGGCACGGGCGUCAGAGAUGGAGCGACGAGGGCGGUCAGGCCGCUCGUCGACGGGCAGCGGUUCGCGCUCGGCGGGGCAGAGCGCUCGGGCAGCACGGGCGCCGACGACGGCGACGACGGGCCCGUUCAGCUCGAGGUCGUGCACACGCCGGGCCACACGAGCGACUCGGUGUGCCUCGUCCUGCGGCGCUCGGACCCCUCCUCCUCGACCGCCGCCUCUCGCGCCUCGGCACCACCGCCGCUCGCGCUCCUCACGGCCGACACGAUCCUCGGGCACGGCUCGUCCGUGUUCGGGUCCCUGUCGGCCUACAUGUCGUCCCUCGCCGCCAUCUCGGCGCUCCUUCCCUCUCCCUCCCCCUCUUCCUCCUCCUCUCCCGGCGCCGACGAGCCCAGCUCGGCCCACAAGGUCCCGCUCUAUCCCGGUCACGGCGCACCGUGCGACGACGCGGCGAGCAAGGUGGCCGAGUACCGGCACCACCGCGAGGAGCGCGAGAAGCAGGUCGUCGACGCGCUCAGGGAGAGGGCCAAGGAGGACGACGAGGCGAUCUCGGCGGGAGACCUCACCUCGCUCAUCUACCCUCCCUCGCUCCCGCCCGCGCUCCGCCCAGCAGCGACCCACUCGCUCCUGCAGCACCUCGGCAAGCUGCACGAAGAAGGGCGCGUCGAGCGCGUGCCUGUUGCCGGCCGCGACGAGGUCGGCGAGGGCGAGGGCGAGGGAGGGCCGGCGAGGAAGGCGCCCGUGGGAUGGUUUGACGGGUGGCGCUCGGCUGGCGAGCGAGGCGAGGAGGCGAGGGUGGGCCGGGCAGACGAGGGGUCGGGUGCAGGUCAGGGCGGCGAGGAGGCGGCCGGAAGGUUGUAG